Messenger RNA from Lutra lutra (Eurasian river otter), 1248 nucleotides. RefSeq names its product troponin T2, cardiac type (gene TNNT2). Gene Ontology annotation, cellular component: troponin complex. Gene Ontology annotation, biological process: sarcomere organization; regulation of muscle contraction; cardiac muscle contraction. NCBI's taxonomy places the organism in Eukaryota, Metazoa, Chordata, Mammalia, Carnivora, Mustelidae. The coding region runs from base 147 to 1052 and encodes 301 amino acids. The record is from RefSeq and is a predicted model, not a curated record. Gene Ontology annotation, molecular function: troponin C binding; tropomyosin binding; troponin I binding. The transcript has 17 exons.
CCAUGGGGCUUGGCUUCUGAGGCUCCAGCCCACAGGCCUGCUUAAAGCCCUCUCCAUCCCCUGUCCUCACCCAGUCCCUGCUGAGGCUGAGCAGACACCUCAGGAUCGGUGGUGGGCAGCUGCUGGUGUGAGGGAGAGCAGAGACCAUGUCUGACACGGAAGAGGCGGCAGAAGAGUACGAGGAGGAGCAGGAAGAAGAAGCUGUGGAAGAAGAGGAGGACUGGAGAGAGGACGAAGACGAGCAGGAAGAGGCGGGCGCGGAAGAGGCGGAAGCGGAAGGGGCUGAAGGUGAGGCUGAGACGGAGGAGACCAAUGCGGAAGGAGAUGGGCGAGAAGAGGAGGCUAAGGAAGGUGAGGAUGGCCCAGUGGAGGAGUCCAAACCAAAGCCCAGGCCUUUUAUGCCCAACUUGGUGCCGCCCAAGAUCCCCGAUGGGGAGAGAGUAGACUUUGAUGACAUCCACCGGAAGCGCAUGGAGAAGGACCUGAACGAGCUUCAGACGCUGAUCGAGGCUCACUUUGAGAACAGGAAGAAGGAGGAGGAGGAGCUCAUCUCACUCAAAGACAGGAUCGAGAAGCGGCGGGCCGAGAGGGCUGAGCAGCAGCGCAUCCGGAAUGAGCGGGAGAAGGAGCGUCAGACUCGCCUGGCUGAAGAGAGGGCCCGACGAGAGGAGGAGGAGAACAGGAGGAAGGCCGAGGAUGAGGCUCGGAAGAAGAAGGCUUUGUCCAACAUGAUGCACUUUGGGGGCUACAUCCAGAAGGCCCAGACGGAGCGGAAAAGUGGGAAGAGACAGACAGAGCGGGAGAAGAAGAAGAAGAUUCUGGCCGAGAGGAGGAAGGUGCUGGCCAUCGACCACCUGAAUGAAGAUCAGCUGAGGGAGAAGGCCAAGGAGCUAUGGCAGAGCAUCUACAACCUGGAGGCAGAGAAGUUCGACCUGCAGGAGAAGUUCAAGCAGCAGAAAUAUGAAAUCAAUGUUCUCCGGAACAGGAUCAAUGAUAACCAGAAAGUCUCCAAGACCCGGGGGAAGGCCAAAGUCACUGGGCGCUGGAAGUAGGGGCAGCAGUCCCCUUCACCAGAGAUCCUCGCUGUGUCCCUGCCCUGAUCGUCCCCAGCUUCUGGGGCCCUCCUGGGCACUGGAGGCAGACUCGGGUCGGGAAGCCAGGAGCUGGCCUGGCUGGGAGCUGCCACUCCUGGUGCCUGUACCCCCACAUGCCCACGCACGCCAAUAAUAAAAGCCAACACACAUCGCA